Folsomia candida is the source of this 608-nucleotide messenger RNA. RefSeq names its product U7 snRNA-associated Sm-like protein LSm10. The record is from RefSeq and is a predicted model, not a curated record. Gene Ontology annotation, biological process: mRNA 3'-end processing by stem-loop binding and cleavage. The coding region runs from base 132 to 542 and encodes 136 amino acids. Gene Ontology annotation, cellular component: nuclear body; cytoplasmic U snRNP body. The transcript is spliced from 3 exons. NCBI's taxonomy places the organism in Eukaryota, Metazoa, Arthropoda, Collembola, Entomobryomorpha, Isotomidae. Gene Ontology annotation, molecular function: histone pre-mRNA DCP binding; U7 snRNA binding.
AAAGUGGUGGGAGAAUCAUCCGGAUUUUGUAAACAUGUGUGACACAUGCUCGUAUAAAUAUUUUGGUAUGAAUAAAAUCAAAAUAAUUACUCCACGAUUAGCUGUUCUUUGCUAGAGAACAAAAUUGUAGGAUGGGAUCCAUCACUGGCUCCAGAGAACGAGCCCUCUUCUGCCAAACGCUUGCCCCCAUGAUCCUCGGCCUUCAGGGGAGAGAGGUCAUCGUCGAGUUGAAAAAUGAAACAAUUCUGUACGGAACUUUGAUCGAGGUGGAUUGUUUUAUGAAUCUCACCCUGAAAAACGUACGAAUGGUGAAAAGUUGUGGCGUCGAGACGUUCCAGUUCGAAUUCUUCUUUCUCAACGGGAUAAAAUCGUUGCGAUACGUUCGCAUUCCGGAAGAUGUCGACAUGAUCCAAACGCUCCGAAACCAGUUGGAUAUCCUGAGCGGAAAGAAAGCCCGUGCCGAGAGGAAGAAGAAGAAGGGAACGAGGGCAAAUUGGUUGAGGAAUAAGGAGGCGAAAAAUAUGGCGACAACGACGACAUGAAAACAUAAUUUAAGAUUUUUGCUAAAUAAGUUAAGUAUUUAUUGUGUACAGAUAUUUAAUUUUCCA